Molecule: messenger RNA, 3732 nt
Organism: Zingiber officinale
Lineage: Eukaryota; Viridiplantae; Streptophyta; Magnoliopsida; Zingiberales; Zingiberaceae
Product: AP-2 complex subunit alpha-1-like
Exons: 27
Coding region: 227-3319 (1030 amino acids)
Biological process (GO): intracellular protein transport; clathrin-dependent endocytosis
Cellular component (GO): membrane coat; AP-2 adaptor complex
Molecular function (GO): clathrin-cargo adaptor activity
Source: RefSeq, a predicted model, not a curated record
AUACCAGACCCUUCUAAUUGUUACCGUCGGCUUCUUCCGCUUUCCAGAAACCAGCUCGUUUCUUCUUCCCGUCGCCCGACGCCAGAGAGGCGACCAUCCCAAUCGUGGCCGAGGGAGGCGAUUCGACGCUGAAUCUCGCGCGGGGAUCCGCGGAUCUGAGGCGGUCUUCCUUGGAUCGGGCGCCGUCGAACGGAUCCGCCGAGGCGUGCGGGUGCCGGCAGCAGCCAUGGCGUUGUCCGGGAUGCGAGGGCUCUCUGUGUUCAUCAGCGACGUCCGGAAUUGCCAGAACAAGGAGCAGGAGAGGCUCAGGGUCGACAAGGAGCUCGGCAAAAUCCGUACCCGGUUUAAGAAUGAGAAGGGUUUGUCGCCUUAUGAGAAAAAGAAAUACGUCUGGAAAAUGCUUUACAUAUACAUGCUAGGUUAUGAUGUUGAUUUUGGACAUACUGAAACUGUGUCGUUGAUUUCUGCUCCAAAAUACCCAGAAAAACAGGUUGGGUACAUAGUGACAUCUUCCUUGCUUAAUGAGAACCAUGACUUCCUAAGAAUUGUUAUAAAUACAGUACGGAAUGAUAUAAUUGGGCGAAAUGAAACCUUCCAGUGUUUGGCACUGACCAUGGUGGGAAAUAUUGGUGGGAAGGAGUUUUCUGAAUCACUGGCACCUGAUGUCCAAAAGCUGUUGAUUUCAAGUAGUUGCAGGCCUCUAGUUAGAAAAAAAGCUGCGCUGUGUCUUCUUCGUCUUUACAGGAAGAACCCUGAUGUUGUCAAUAGUGACGGUUGGUCUGAUCGGAUGUCACAGCUUUUGGAUGAACGUGAUCUGGGAGUAUUAACAGCUGUUAUGAGCCUUUUUGUGGCUUUAGUCUCGAAUAAUAUUGAUGCUUAUUGGAAUUGCCUUCCAAAGUGUGUUAAGGUAUUGGAAAGGUUGGCAAAAAACCAAGAUAUUCCACAAGAGUACACCUAUUACGGAAUUCCAUCACCAUGGCUUCAGGUUAAGACAAUGAGGGCUCUUCAGUAUUUUCCAACCAUUGAAGAUCCAAACAUCAGAAGAGCUUUGUUUGAAGUUCUACAACGCAUUUUAAUGGGUACCGAUGUUGUUAAAAAUGUCAACAAGAACAAUGCAGCACAUGCUGUUCUGUUUGAAGCCUUAGCUCUUGUUAUGCAUCUUGAUGCUGAGAAGGAGAUGAUGUCUCAGUGUGUGGCUUUGCUUGGGAAGUUUAUUGCUGUACGUGAACCGAACAUUAGGUAUCUGGGCUUGGAGAACAUGACGAGGAUGCUAUUGGUGUCAGAUGUGCAGGAUAUUAUCAAACGACAUCAAGCACAAAUAAUUACUUCUUUGAAAGAUCCUGAUAUCAGCAUUAGGAGACGUGCUCUUGAUCUACUCUAUGGUAUGUGUGACAUUACAAACGCCAAGGAUAUAGUUGAUGAGUUAUUGCAGUAUCUUAAUACAGCGGAGUUUGCCAUGCGCGAAGAAUUGGCACUCAAGGCUGCUAUUUUAGCAGAGAAGUUUGCUCCAGAUCUAUCUUGGUAUGUUGACGUCAUUCUCCAGUUGAUCGAUAAAGCUGGGGAUUUUGUCAGUGAUGACAUAUGGUACCGUGUGGUUCAGUUUGUCACUAACAAUGAGGAUUUACAGCCAUAUGCAGCAGCAAAAGCAAGAGAGUACCUCGAGAAGCCUGCUUUGCAUGAGACAAUGAUCAAGGUGAGUGCUUAUCUUCUUGGAGAAUACAGCCACCUUUUGGCUCGAAGACCUGGCUGCAGCCCUAGGGAAAUCUUCACCAUUAUUAGUGAGAAACUUCCUACAAUAACAACAAGUACUCUUGCAAUUCUUCUGUCAACAUUUGCCAAAAUCUUGAUGCACAACCAUCCUUCAGAUCCUGAAUUACAAGAACAAAUCUGGUCUAUAUUCAGAAAAUAUGAAAGUUAUAUUGAUGUCGAAAUCCAGCAAAGAGCCGUUGAGUAUUUUGCACUUUGUAGGAAAGGGGAAGCUUUAGUGGAUGUCUUGGCUGAAAUGCCCAAAUUUCCAGAACGCCAGUCUGCUUUGCUUAAAAAGGCUGAGGAUGCUGAAGUCGACACAGCAGAGCAAAGCGCAAUCAAAAUAAGGAAUCAACAACAAACAUCAAAUGCUUUGGUUGUAACUGACCAACGCCCUGCAAAUGGAUCCGUUCCAGUCAGUCAGCUUGCCCUUGUUAGGAUGCCAAGUGAAAAUAUGGAAGCUAAUAGUUCUCAUGAUCAAGCUACCUCUGAAGUUCAAGUUAACUCUCAAGAUCGAGAAUUGUCCCAUGAGAAUGGGUCCAUCAAUGCAGUCAUCCCUCAAGAUGUUCAAUCUGCAGACCUCCUUGGAGAUCUUUUGGGUCCCCUUGCAAUAGAGGGUCCACCUGCCCCUCCUGUUCCAGCUGAGCAUAAGGACCACAGUCUGUUGUCAGCACUGGAAGGAACCCCUGAAGCAGCUGGUCCCCUGGCACUGGCUAUAGUUGAUGAGCCAAACUCAGUUCAGCCAAUUGGGAACGUUGCAGAAAGGUUCAAUGCACUAUGCCUUAAAGACAGUGGCGUACUUUAUGAGGACCCUCACAUACAGAUUGGAAUAAAAGCAGAAUGGAGAUCUCAUCAUGGACGUCUUGUUCUUUUUUUGGGAAACAAAAAUAUUUCACCUCUUGUCUCAGUGCGAGCUGUGAUACUGCCUCCAACCCAUUUAAAGAUGGAACUUUCAUUAGUACCAGAAACUAUUCCUCCACGGGCACAGGUUCAAUGCCCACUAGAAGUUGUGAACCUGCGAGCAAGCAGAGAUCUUGCUGUUCUAGAUUUCUCCUAUAAAUUUGGAAUUGCCAUGGUUAAUGUCAAACUACGGCUUCCAUCUGUUCUUAAUAAAUUUUUGCAGCCUAUUUCAAUCUCAGCUGAAGAGUUUUUCUCCCAGUGGAAAUCAUUAUCAGGACCACCUCUGAAACUUCAAGAAGUGCUCAGAGAUGUAAAACCUUUACCUCUUUCUGAAAUGGCAAACUUGUUCACUGGCCUUCGCAUGGCAGUUAUUCCUGGAAUUGAUACAAAUCCAAAUAAUCUAAUUGUUUGCGCUACCUUCCAUUCAGAGAGCUCCAAGGCAAUGCUUUGUUUGAUUAGAGUUGAAACGGAUCCAACUGACAGAACCCAGCUUCGCAUAACUUUAGCAUCAGGAGAUCCAACUUUGACAUUCGAGUUAAAGGAAUGCAUCAAGGAACAUCUGAUCAGGAUACCGGUGCAAGCUCCAACACCAGUCACACCACCAUUACAACCGCAAUCACCAGUUACUCCAGCAUACAAUGAUCCUGGCGCUAUGCUUGCUGGCCUACUUUAAAACCUUUAGCUGCAAUACUUGGAUGUACUUGCUUUUUCAAAUUUAGAGAAAGAUGUGGCGCCAGCAAUUCUUGUGGCCGACAUCACAAAUGGAUGAGUAUUAGUACGAGGGCGUACAGAAGAAAUGUUGAAUCAAUCAAGCAUGAUCAGGAUAGCAUUUGAUAUCAAAUUCUUUGGGUAUAUUGUGUAUGAGUUAUAUUUUUUCCUUUUUUUUUUUUUUCUCCCAUUGUUGUCCUAUUUUCUUCAUUGAAUCUAGUGGAUGCAACAAGGCCUUGUGAAACUGUUUCGACUUAAUUUUGCUUCAUGUAUCAGUAACAAAAUAGGGAAAAUUAUUUUUGCAACUAGUAAUGGAAACAUGCAUGAUACAUGGACGAAUGAGGGUUUGUAGGCCCGUAUUGUCCUAUUUCCGAUAUA